GUACCUGGGACUACAGGCAUGUGCCACAACGCCCGGCUAAUUUUUGUAUUUUUAGUAGAGAUGGGGUUUCACCAUAUUGGCCAGGAUAGUCUUGAUCUCUUGACCUCAUGAUCCGCCUGCCUUGGCCUCCCAAAAUGCUGGGAUUACAGGUGUGUGCCACCGCGCCUGGCCGGCUUAUUUUUAUUCACAGUAAACCUUCAACAACUCAUUCUCUCCACCAGAUGGCAUUUCUCUGUAAAUGAAAUGCUGACUUCGCCUCUUCGUGCUGUACGCUCAUCCCUGCACUGAGCACAGAUAUGACAAGCAGUAGCCAUGGGGGAGGUGGGUGACAAAGAUAGGAUCCCGGGAGGGAGCGCAGGUACAUGCUAGUUUCAAUUACCACAGUAUUCUAGAGGCUGGCUGCAAUGACAAGGGGGGCAAAUGAAAUCAAUGCAAGAUUUCUUAGAGAAUAAUGGGCAGACGGAAAAAUGUAAAACAACACAAAACAGGGACUGCUGGUAAUAUUUUAAAAUAUACUUAUUUGUCUUCUUUUUGCAUUAUGAAAAAAACAAAAUAAAUUUUGUGUGAUAAUUUUGAUGAUGAAAGGUGGAAGUUCUACCUAGAUUUGAAUGAGUGUUUUUUUAAGGGAAUGAGAAUGUCAUGGUGCUAAACUUGACAAAUAAGAGAUCAUUGAAAUGCUGAAAAUUUUAGCAGUCUUCUUAAAAGUAUUGAGGGGGCAAAAAUUACCAAUUACGCUAUACAAAAAUAAGCCUAUAAAUGUGUUUCACAUUGCUAACUUGAGUUUCAGUUGAUUCAGUUUGUAAUAACUAGUAAUGAGCUUCUGUUUACAAUAAAAAUUCUGUAAAUUGCUUGCUGUUAAUUUUUUAUUGGUUAUAUAUUAACUGUUUUCUACUUAGUCAUGCAAAAGUGAUGAAUUUAAAUAUGGCUUGAGAAUGGGACACUGUCAGUAUUUAUGUAAUCUCUCUGGACUCCUAGAACUCAAAGUUAGGAAGUUGUACAUUCCCAGUUUUGAAUGCCCUCCUCUCUGUGCAUUGCAGAAGGCCUCUCUCCAGUGGUGCUUCCCUGGUGUCCUAGGGGAAAGUGCACACUGUCACCAUGGCAGGAGGCCAAAGCCGGAGAUGAAAGGGUGAGGGCUGGCCACUGGGCAGCCUUGAUGGCAGGAUGGGUGGAGCCUCAAAGGUUCAGGUCUUAAAUCCUUACCUGGCUUGAUCCAGAUAUCUACCCAUUUGAAAACCACUUAGGAUACGAAGGCAUUAUGAAAAACCUCUGUUUCAGAGUCAUUACCAUAGUUAUAGGUCUUUAUUGUACUGGAAUAAUGACAAAUGCAUCAAGAAAAAGCAAUAUUUUAUUCAAUUCUGAAUGCCAAUGGAAUGCAUAUGUUCUGACAAAUUGUUCUUUUACCGGAAAGCGUGAUAUACCUGUGGACAUAUCACAGACAGCGGCCACUGUGGAUGUAAGUUUCAAUUUCUUUAGAGUUCUCUUACAGUCUCACACGAAAAAAGAAGAGUGGAAAAUAAAACAUCUGGACCUCAGUAACAAUCUCAUAUCAAAAAUAACCUUAAGCCCUUUUGCAUAUUUACAUGCUUUGGAAGUGUUAAACCUCAGCAACAAUGCCAUCCAGUCCCUCUCAUUGGAUCUACUCAGUCCUAAGUCCUCAUGGGUGAAACGCCACAGAAGCAGCUUCAGAAAUAGGUUUCCAUUGUUGAAGGUGCUCAUUCUUCAAAGAAAUAAACUCAGUGACACUCCCAAGGGACUGUGGAAACUGAAGUCAUUGCAGAGUUUGUAUCUGUCAUUCAAUGGGAUAUUGCAAAUAGGGUGGUCUGAUUUUCACACCUGCCUGCAACUGGAGAAUCUCUAUUUAAAGAGCAACAAGAUAUUCAAAAUUCACCCACAAGCCUUCAAGGACCUCAAAAAAUUACAGGUCAUAGACCUUAGCAACAAUGCUCUGACUACCAUCCUACCAAUGAUGAUCAUAGCUCUAGAAUUUCCCCAUCUAGUGGUUGACUUGGCUGAUAAUAACUGGCCGUGUGAUGAUAGUGUGGCAGUCUUUCAAAAUUUUAUUUCUGAAUCCUGGAGGAAAAAGUGGAAUGCCAUUUGCAACAGGUCUAUAGGGAGUGAGGAGGCCAACGGGGGUACUCCCCAGAGCAGGGUUUCCAGGGAAAGCCGCCUUCCUCCCAUUCAUCUGCAUCGCAUGAAAAGCCUCACAAGGACUAAAGCAGAGAGGACCCAGGGAGGGAGGCACGCGAGCAUUUCCACUAUGGGGAAGAAGGCAAAGGUCGGCUCUGGUCUCAGGGAGAAGCAGAGACGGCUGCCAAGGAGUGUUAGAAGCACCCGCGAUGUGCAGGCUGCCGGCAGAAAGGAGGACGCUCCCCAGGACCUGGCUCUGGCAGUAUGCCUGUCAGUGUUCAUCACAUUCCUUGUCGCCUUCAGCCUGGGGGCUUUCACAAGGCCUUAUGUUGACAGACUGUGGCAAAAAAAGUGCCAGAACAAAAGCCCUGGCCCUGACAACGCGUAUUCAAACAAGGGCUUCUACGAUGACAUCGAAGCUGCGGGGCACACACCACACCCAGAGACACAUCUGCGCCAAGCAUUUCCUCAUCUAAGCCUCUACGAGAACCAGACCCCUUUCUGGGUGACACAGUCACACCCACACGCCACCAUAAUUCCUGAUAGAACUCUGCGAAGGAGCAGAAAGGAUCCUGGCAGUCCGCAGAACUCAGGACAGUGCGGGGACAACACCGGGGCAGGAAGUGGAAAUGAUGGUGCAGUCUAUUCCAUUCUCCAGAGACAUCCACAUGCCGGUAACCGUGAACUAAUGUCAGCAGCGCAGGACCACAUCCAUAGGAAUGAUGUUCUCGGAGAAUGGACUUAUGAAACUGUGGCCCAGGAAGAGCCUCUCGGUGCACAUUCAGUGGGCGUCUCUUCUGUAGCUGGCACGUCUCACGCUGUCUCUGGCUCAAGCCGUUAUGAUUCCAAUGAAUUAGACCCGUCCCUCUCCGGAGAAAUGACAGCUUCCCUCUGUAAAAUGCUAACACAUGCAGAAGCACAGAGGACUGGAGACAGUAAGGAAAGAGGUGGCACUGAACAGUCACUUUGGGACUCGCAGAUGGAAUUUUCUAAGGAAUGGCAAGUGAGUUCGUACAUUGAUUUGUUGAGCACACAGCAGCCAAGACUCUCCGGGGCAAGGGCUGAGGAAGCGCUUUCAGCCCACUACAGCGAGGUUCCAUACGGUGACCCAAGAGACACAGGCCCAUCAGUCUUUCCUCCAAGAUGGGACGGUGGCCUGGAUGUCACUCCUGCUAACGAGGAAUCAGUGCAGAAAUCCACUCCUUCUGACACUUGCUGUGAGUUGGAGAGUGACUGUGACUCUGAUGAGGGGUCUCUGUUCACUCUGAGCUCCAUAAGUUCAGAGGGUGCAAGGAGCAAGACUGAAGAGGCAGCGCCUGACGAGGAGUCCCUGCAGGACGAGAGCUCAGGGGCAAGCAAGGACAAUGUGGCGGCUGUAAACAGUCUUGAGGACAAUAUCACCUUCCAAACAAUUCCAGGGAAAUGCAAGAAUCAGGAAGAUCCCUUUGAAAAACCUCUUAUUUCUGCUCCAGACUCUGGCGUGUACAAGACUCAUCUGGAAAAUGCCUCUGACACUGAUAGAUCUGAGGGCCCAUCACCCUGGCCCAGGUCACUAGGGAAUAGUCCCUUAGGGGAUGAGUUUCCGGGCAUGUUCACUUACGAUUAUGACACAGCUCUUCAAUCCAAGGCAGCAGAAUGGUAUUGCUCACUUAGAGACUUAGAAUUUUCAAAUGUGGACGUUUUACAACAAACACCACCAUGUUCUGCUGAAGUUCCCUCAGAUCCUGAUAAGGCUGCCUUCCAUGAAAGAGACUCAGACAUUUUAAAAUAAGAAUCUUUCAGUAAGGAAAUAUUCACAGCUCCUUUAAAGAUCAUGGCGGGGAAAACUAAAACCUUCACAACAAGAUCCUGAAGGAGACAACAUGAAUUCCAACCAGGUGGACACUGAUGCAAAUGAGGGUUUUGUAGGCCCACUUGAGGACGAUGAUUCUAGAAGGGUUAUAAGCUAAACACACUUGUUAACAUCCUUUGGGGAUAAACCUGCUCUUCAGUGUGAAAGAGAAAGAGGGGAAUAUUUUGAGAUCAUUCCAAGAACCAUGCACCAUUAUUACAAGAGCUCCCAAACAAAACGAGUUCACUGAGAACACAGCAGCACUUCAUCAAGAGGUUGGGGUAAAUAUUCAGAAGAGAAUCUGUUGCAGUUAGACAAAAUGAUUCUAACUUUCCUUCUUAAAUACAUACCUGGAGGAAUCUGAUGGGAUUUGGCUUUCUGAAAAGAACAGCUUUAGGAUGACAAAGACAAGGAUGUUCAACUUGAUCAUCAAAGAUAAUUCAAAUGACAUUUUUUCAUACAUAUGGAAGCACUUAAGUGGAAAUGCUGGAUAGAUUUUAAUGAAUUCUGAACACAAACUAGCACAACUUUUUGGAGGCUGAUCGUGAAACUGCAAAAUUGGAAAAAUUCUGAGUAAUUAUAAAUGUUUUUAAGUAAGUUAUGUUAAAAGAGAAGAGUGACAACUUUUUAGAACAAAGUGUAAAUUAAAAAUCAAUUUUCAAGAAAA
Messenger RNA from Nomascus leucogenys (northern white-cheeked gibbon), 4625 nucleotides. RefSeq names its product leucine rich repeat containing 66 (gene LRRC66). Gene Ontology annotation, molecular function: protein binding. Gene Ontology annotation, cellular component: plasma membrane. Lineage: Eukaryota; Metazoa; Chordata; Mammalia; Primates; Hylobatidae. The record is from RefSeq and is a predicted model, not a curated record.